This is a messenger RNA of Xyrichtys novacula (pearly razorfish), 2627 nucleotides long. The record is from the annotation of a GenBank genome assembly. NCBI's taxonomy places the organism in Eukaryota, Metazoa, Chordata, Actinopteri, Labriformes, Labridae.
CGAUUUACGAGUCAUCCACUGAACGCACCAGUUGGGUGCCCUACUGAGCAUGCGUGGGACGCGCUGGUAACCCUGGCUAGCUUGAAAACUGACACCUCUUUGUAGUUUUAAUGUCGUUUCUUGUAGUUUUAAUGUCAUUUAGCUGACAUAUAGCUGUUAUUUAAUGAAGUAUUUAACAAGUUCACCCGUUCCGCUUUUUAACCAAUGAGCGCUGUUGUUAUAAUAUGAUAAUAUCAGCUUAAUUGCGCUUGUUGUUGUUGUUGUUAGCCUGUCUGAUGGGAUUCAUUGAACUUUAGUCACUUUAGCGGCCGGUAAGUCUCAUAAAAAUUCACAAUAUUAACCGAACAAUAACACCGUUGACCCGGAAAAUAAAAAAUGUUUUUUAUAUAUUAAAUACAUGUUAUUAACAGUUAUUAAAAAGCUUGUUAGCCUUUAUGCGAUUGUGUUGCCUUCACGGUCUCCUCGGACAUUACGGCGCUCAGUCAACGAGGCCCUGAAGGCGACUUCAGAAGUUUGCGGUUUAUUUUGUACGUCAGUGGCUUUUAAUCUUAGAUGGAUAAAAUUAAAACAUUGUUUAAUAGAAUAAAGAAUAUUUUCAAGAGAAAAAGAAUUCGAUACAUGAAAGAAUAAAUUAGAAAAUAUUGAUUUAAAAAGAAUGAAAUUUAUCAAAAUUAAAAGUAUUUAUACUUAAAAAAUAUUUACUUUUAAUUAGUAUAAUACCAAUUAUUUAACUGUAUGCAUUGUAUUAAAAUAGUCAUAAACAUUUUUUUCUUUUCUAGAUACCUGCAUAUACAAUGUGUGUGUGUAUAUAUAUAUACAUAUAAUUUUUUUUCUCCCUUGCUUUUUUUAUUCCUAUGUUUAUUUAUUUUACUACCAGGGACCAAACCAACUACUUUUUAAAAUUAUUAUUAUUAUUAUUAUUUGUACCAUAAAUAUUUAGUUUUAUGUUUCCCUUUUGUGAGAUACAGAUAAGAAAAAAAUGUAUGAAUAUGAUUUUGAUAUUGAGCAGACUGACAAACCUGCGGUACACUUUUGGUGUUAUUUAUUUAUGUAUGCACUUUUUUACUUUUUUUUUCCUGCUUUGUCCUGAAUUUAUGUGUUUAUGUAAAUAUGAUUUUCGUUUGACCACAUGAAAAUAAAACUAAAUAUUAUGUUUAAAAAAAAGGGAAUUUUUUAUCAAUACUAUCUGAUUAACGAUUGUUUUGUGUUCCCGCCGAUGAGUCGGCCGGUUUCAGGAUGAUUAAGUUCAUACUGAUGGUGAACCGUCAGGGUCAGACCAGACUGUCCAGGUAUUACACACCUGUGGAGCUGAGCAGGAGAGCUCUUCUGGAGGCUGAUGUGGUCCGCUGCUGUCUGAGCCGUAAGAAGGACCAGGUAACUGUCAGAGUGCUCACCUGUGACAGGUGUGUGGGUGAUAACAGAGGUUAAUCAAUACUGUGUCUAUUUCAGUGUUCCUUUGUGGAGUACAAAGACUUUAAGCUGGUUUAUCGUCAGUACGCCGCUCUCUACAUUGUGGUCGGAGUCACAGACAGUGAGGUGAGAAACACACCUGUACCUGAUCCAAACUUCAACACGUGACAAAAAUACUUUUACUUAAAGGAACAGUACGGAUUUAUUGGAGAACAGUUUGUAAAAUGUUUUUAAAAAUCUGUAUAAAAAAAAAGCUUUGAUCAGUUUUUAGUAAAUUUUUUAAAUCCCACCUUUAGAGGAGCAUCAUGGGUAAAUGUUUAAUGUCGGGUCUGUUUGUGUCUCUGCAGAACGAACUCUCCGUCUACGAACUGGUUCACAACUUUGUGGAGGUUUUAGACAAAUACUUCAGCAGAGUGGUGAGUUCAAAUGCUUCAGGAUUUUACAGUUUCAGUGUUCGCAGAGUGGGUCUCUAAAUCUGUGUGUGUCUGUGUCUCUGCAGAGCGAACUGGACGUAUCCUUUAAACCAAACUUACAUGAUCAUCGUCGGGUCGGAAAAAUCUCUGGAGAUCCAGGAACACUGGAGAUAAAAAGUUUGUCUUUUAGUUAAAAAGUUAGUGUUUUUAAUUUAAAAGUUUGUUUUUUUAGUCAACAAGUUCGUUUUUCAGUUAAAAAAUGUGUUAUUUUAGUUAAAUAAGUUAAAAAGUUCAUUUUUUUACUUGUUAAAUUUUGGAUCCAGAGGAAACGUUCAGAGGUCCGUCAGAGAGGAGGAGAGUAAAAACGGACUUUGAGGACAAAAACAAACGUGUCCUCAUCAGAUAUUUCACCACAGCGCCCCCUUCAGUUUCUAACGGUCCUGUUCUCUGCGGUCGUACCAUGUGUGUCUUUUCUUUGACUCCGCCCCCUUCAUCAGAUCAUGUUCAACCUGGACCGAGUCCACAUCAUCCUGGACGAGAUGAUCCAGAACGGACACAUCGUGGAGACCAACAAGAGCCGCAUCCUCGCUCCUCUCAACGCCCUCGACAAGAUGGCCGACGGCUGAGACUGACAGGAAGUGAUGUCACAGACUGUGUUUACGAUUUACUGGAGUUCAGAAUCAAAGUCAACGUGCCAAAAAGUGAACUUCGAUGUUUCAGUUUGUAACCAUGAAGAAUCGUUAAGCUCCGCCCCCUUCUUCGUUAUUUUUCUAUCAAAUAAAAAUUUAAAGACUGAAAAACAAA